Molecule: messenger RNA, 5764 nt
Organism: Gymnodraco acuticeps
Lineage: Eukaryota; Metazoa; Chordata; Actinopteri; Perciformes; Bathydraconidae
Product: feline leukemia virus subgroup C receptor-related protein 2-like
Exons: 10
Coding region: 2136-3719 (527 amino acids)
Biological process (GO): heme export; transmembrane transport
Cellular component (GO): membrane
Molecular function (GO): heme binding; heme transmembrane transporter activity
Source: RefSeq, a predicted model, not a curated record
CUUUUUAAAAUUAAAUUACUAUAGUCGACCAUAACCUGGCUGGAUUGAGGAAUUUGGGCAAAUGGUUGACUAAAUUAUCUAUUUGAUUUGAAACAAUAAAUUGUCUCUAAUACAAGUUUAAUUAUGCAUUACCUGUCUUUGCUUACAUAUUGCUGCAAAUUACCAAACAAAUCUGCAAAUAUACCGAUUAAAUGCAUGCAGUGAAAGUGAAGGUUUUGAUGGCCCCUGUGGGUCAGUGGGCCCCGGAGCAGAAGCUUGAGAAUACAAUCCGCCUGUAGCCCCUUACUGUGCGUUAUGGUCUGCUGUGAUAAAACAUAAUGAGGUCAUGUGCUGUCCAAAACAAAUAUUAAAGAUGGCUAAACGAAGUGCGUGCGCGUGCGUGUGUGUAUGUGUGUGUGUGUUUAACUAAAGCUAUCACCCUGCUGAACUUUGGCCCUGAGUACGUUUGUGUUUCCCUCCAUACAGUUGCCAAUUAAAAAAAAAGAUAUAGGUUGUAGUUACUUUCCACCACAAACCAGCUGUUUCAAGGAAUCAUCAUAGGAAAAAUACAAACAUGUUUUAAAGCCAAAUUCCAAUGCUGUAAUCACGGAAGUUGGUCAAUAUGUUUUGUCACGUCACCAACCAAAUCGGUGGUGACGUGCACACCUUCGCCAUCUUUUGCUGGAAGCAUACUUUAUGACAGUGUUGCCGUGCUCCAGGUAUGGUAAACAGACGGUUAUCUGAACUAUUACUUACGGUUAGACGCGAAAAUAGUUUAAAUGACCGGGCUGUUUGUUUCUUUAACCUACUGCUCAUGUUCACAUUUCGUCACGUUAGAUACGCGUAAAUGGACCGCGAGAAAGUUAAUGCCGAAAGUGUUUCAGAUAUGAGACUAGGAUUGUUUUACGGCCGGGUUAUCUGCUGACGGUAAGCGUUUUAUUGCGGUUGUUUUCAUAGUUUUAAGGAACCUAACAACGAAGCAAUCUCGGUUUGAUAACUGUAGGCUACUGUGCCUCCCACUAUAUCCAGACACUGAUCCUGAAUCAUUGACAGCAUAUCGACGUGCCACAGUUUUUCCUUGAGGACGCCUGGGAGUAACGAAGUGAAUUUGGGGUUGCAGUUUGAAUUUCAUGAAAGUCUCAGAUUUGUUUUAGUUUUUCGUUCCAGUUCUCUUUCCAUGAAUGGAGUUUUCCUCGCAGAGGAAGUGUAGCAGCAGAGAGCAGGACAUCGGGGGGAAGUUACUUUUAGGUUGUGCAUUCGUCAGGCAUUCACAGCGUUGUCCGUCACUCAGUUCCACAGACUGUUGGCAGCCACAGGUCAGUUUAGGAGCAGUCAAUACAGUCCUGUUUGAAUGACAAAAACCAUAGACUAUCAAAUGUUAUUUUUUAUAUUGCUGUGCUAUUUUGCCCAUAUAAGGGACAAUUUGUGAUUUCGAAUCAUUAAUAGACUCUAUUUAAAUAUUUAAAUAGAAGAUAAUUGACCUUCAAUAGAUUCCAUACCAUGUCAGUGACUCCAAAUCACUGCGUAAUUGUAUUACUACACUGGAAAACUAGGGCUAUUUAUAUUUUACAUUUGUUUAUAUUGUUGUGAAAGUAAGGCAUUUUCUCUAUUGGAAAGUCUUAUUUACUUUAAACAGUUUACCUGUUAUGUGACCCAUUGAUUACAAUUCAAUUCCAGAUAUUUUUACUACACUGGAAAAUGUGCAAAACUCUUUUUAAGGGAUUUUAGCACCUCUUCAAAUGUUGUUGAAUAUUGUUAUAACAAUCUGCACUUUGCCUUACAUCGCAAUAACACCAAGAUGGUCUCUGACCGUACUACCAUAUAUUCAAACUCACCACCUGCUAUAAAGAUAGAUGAUGCAAGGAGGUGUGAAUGAGAAGUUUUUUUUCUCACAUGACCCAAAAUGUGUUAAAAACCAGAGGUUAGUUUGGUAACUGUUGGCUGAUUUCAGAGCUUUCCAAAAUUAUAUUCAAACUGCACCCCAGUUCCACUUCUGCUAAUUCAAAAGGACUUGGAAGGAAUAAUUGCCACAAUGGGCAGAUCUGGCAAACUUCAUGUGAUCAUCAUGUGGUAGGAAGGACGAGUCAGAUAAACUGUCACGGUUUCUAAAGAGCAACAGACGAGGAGACAUGUUUGCUCUUCCCUCCAGUUGAUGAAUGCAACAGAAGCCUCAAGGAAAGAGGUUUCAUAGGAACAACAUGAGUUCUCAGAAUGAAUUCCAUCAGGACCUUUGCGAUGAUGGAGGCCUUGAUUGUUCUCAAACAAGAAAAGAGAGAACUGGUUGUGGGGAAUACAGCCAGCUUGACAACAGCAGCAACACCUCAGAGAUUACGGACAUUGACACUGUGCUUAUCUUCCCUCUUAUGGAGACCAAGUUGUACAAGCGGCGAUGGCUCAUGCUAUUCAUCUUCAGUGCUUACUCCAUGAGCAAUGCCUUCAUGUGGCUGCAGUACAGCAUCAUAGGCAACAUCUUCAUGCGGUUUUACAACAUUGACUCCCUGGCCAUUGACUGGCUCUCCAUGAUCUUCUUCCUCACCUACAUCCCCCUCAUCCUGCCAGUCAUGUGGGUGCUCGACAACCGAGGCAUCAGGGAUGUAGUGGUGGUGGGCGCAGCCUUCAACUGCAUCGGGGCCUGGAUCAAGACAGGAACAGCCCACCCAGACAUGUUUGACAUGACCCUCUUCGGACAGUUUGUCUGUUCCAUUGCCACAGUUUUUAUCCUGGGUAUCCCCUCCAGACUCGCAUCCCUGUGGUUUGGGCAGCAUGAGGUCUCCACCGCCUGUGCCGUUGGUGUUCUGGGAAACCAGAUGGGUAUUGCCAUUGGGUUCCUGCUCCCGCCCAUCCUUGUGCCGAAUGUGGACGAUAUGGAUGAGCUGGCGUACUACAUCAGGAUCAUGUUCUACACCAGCGCAGGGGUGGCUACCCUCAUCUUUAUCCUCGUGGUCAUUGUGUUUCAGGAGAAACCAGAGCUCCCCCCCUCCCAGUCGCAGGUUCAGGCCAGGAGCACCCCACCCGAGGAGAACUCGUACAUGUCCUCUAUCUUGAGGCUGCUGCGCAACAAGUCCUUCAUGCUCCUGAUGGUCUCCUAUGGGCUGAACGUCGGCUGCUUCUAUUCUAUUUCCACGCUGUUGAAUCGGAUGAUCAUUGAUCAAUACCCGGGUGAAGAGGUGAAUGCUGGGAGAAUUGGUCUGACAAUCGUUGUUGCUGGCAUGGCCGGGUCCCUCAUAUGUGGCAUUUGGCUAGACAAGACCAAAACAUACAAACAAACCGCCUUGGCCGUUUAUGUCCUCUCUCUGAUCGGGAUGGUCAUCUACACCUUCACCCUCAACCUGGGUUACCUGUGGGUGGUGUUUGUGACAGCUGGAACUUUAGGCUUCUUCAUGACGGGAUAUCUUCCUCUAGGCUUUGAGUUUGCAGUAGAGCUCACAUAUCCAGAGUCAGAGGGAACCUCCUCUGGACUGCUGAACUGCUCAGCUCAGAUCUUUGGAAUCAUUUUCACCAUCUCCCAGGGGAAGAUUAUUGAUAGAUGGGGCACUUUUGCAGGAAACAUCUUCUUGUGUAUUUUCCUGCUAAUAGGAUCCAUACUGACAGGAUUAAUCAAGUCUGACCUCCGCCGGCAGAAGGCCAACCUCCAGCAGGCUGAGGUGCGGACAGUGAGUGUAACCUACAGGCUCUGUGACAUCGGGAAAGGACUACGGGGCCACAGCGACCGUCCACUGGCAACGGCAAUCUUGACAUAAACCCAAAACCUCAUUAAAACCAAAACCUCUUCAUCACCAGUAAGACGAUACUCUACACAAACACACAGUGAUAUUUGACAGGAAAUAAAACAUAUUUUUAACAUCAAAAAGCCAUUGAAUCUUCUAGAAAAUUCUGCAAAACUGUAACAAAAAAGCACAUUAAGUUUCAAUUUACAAAAAGAGAAGGUUUAAUCAAUUCUGAACAAAGCAGGACUGGUAUUUCUAAUAGAAAAUGUUAUAAACUACUGAGCUGCAGUAUAUUCAAAUCCACUUCAUUGUUGAAUAAACCAUUUUAUUUCCAGAUUUCAGCCUUUUUUUAAAACUCAUGAUAAUAAUUUCCUGCUAAUAGGGUUAGUACUGACAGGUAAGAUAUUAACUUAUCCAAAUACCACACCUGUAAAAACAACUUUGAACUAAUGUACGCAUGUGAAAUUAACAGGAAUUUGAACACAGUGUGUAUUUUAGAAUUAAAGCAUGACUGCUGUUAGUCCAGUGUUACACACGCAACAGGCAUCUUUCAUGAGAUGAGACAGCCUUAAUUAAAGAUUCCUACAAAUUAAAGGCUAAUUGAAAAAGAUGAGUUAUUUGUGAAUCAAAAAGAAAAAUAUGCUUCUUAAAAUUCCUUAACUUUUAAAGCACUGUACUGAUGACCUAUCGCCAUGGAGGUCAAGCAGGUUCACCUGCUGGUAUCGUGGAAUAACAUAUUUUAUCUUAAAAUCAAUCAUGAUUUCCUGCACUUGUUUUUUUUAACAUUUUCUUGAAUCAAAUCUGUUAAAAAGAAAUGAAAACGAUCAUUAGACAUUUGUGAUUAACUGAUGACUAACUGAGUGAUUUGAUGAGCACAGAAAAAGGUAUUAAUAAUAUGGAUUUAAUGCCAGAGUAGAAUUAAAGUUUUAAGAUGUUUGAUUCUCAAGAAAUGAAUAAUAUGGUUUAUGUUAGCAUUUAGCUGUCUUUCUGAAUGCUGUGAUGAGUUGAGAAUUUGUGUCAUCUUGUUUUCAUUUGUGAUAAUUAAUAUUUGUUUCCUUUACAGAAAGCCACGGCUGAGUUAGAAGGAGCCGUACCGCCACCUGCACUUCUGAAAGAGGGGAAGUGAUAAGGGGGACAGACUCUGACAAAGAUGCUGUUGACUGAUUAAUCACAAAUACUGUCACUUUAACAUGCAUUAACACACACAGGGGCCACAGAGGAAGCAAAGCUGCAGUGAAGAGUGAGCAGAGGAGAGUGAACCCCUCUGAGCAGCACUCUGUCAAACAUCUGAUGUACUGUACGUCCACACACUGAUUCAAACACCAGAGACUCACACUAAUGCCCAGGUGCAAUGUAGCUCAUCCCAAACCAAGCACAAGGCAAUCAUUCACAAGGGGAACACACUUGGAUCCUCGUAUGUUUUAAAAACAUUGAACUCAUCAUCUUAUUAAACAUUGAUUUUACCCAAUGGAGGCAUUUCAGUGCAAUGCAACUGCCACUUUAGUGUUUUUAACUUUUCCCGAACUUUUAACCGUCUGAUUAGUGUUGAUUCAGUGAUCUAUGAAUCUUACAAGCAAUAUUUUAAAGGUGUUUCCUAUUACUUGACCAAUUUGUGUGUAACUGAUCUCAGUCUUUACAUUGCUGAAGGCAUUCAUUAGAGUGCAGACUAAAACAGUGUUCCUCUCAUGUUAUCAUCUCUACCUGCCAUCCAGGAUCACAUGGAGGAAUAACUUCUGCAUACUUUUGACUAUAAAUGUAAUUGAUGCCGUGCAUCAGUUUUGUCUUUGUGUAAGUGAUCUCUACUACACAUUUGGUGUUAGAUAUCUAGAUUAACAUGCAAUCAAGAAAGUCUGGAAUGUAAGCUCAGCUCAAAGCGAGACGGAAGGCAAAUUAAUCUAUUGCAGUUGACAUUUUGCACAAUAAAUGUUUUAAUGUGAACUUUUACUUAGGUUGUCAACUUGUGAGUGGGAAAUGUAGUUCAUGCUAUAAUAACUAGUGUGCCAUUCAAGGGUUUCACACUAUUCUGUGGGGACUGUCAGGUGAUUUUACUAUUUUAUAAUAAAUGAGAUUUUAAGGUG